AUGCAGGUCAACUCGCUCCUCCGCUACUCGCGUGCAUGCCCGUUCCUCGGUCGCUCCAGCGCCACGAGCCUCAACGCUCUCGCCCAGGUCGGCGGCAGCAACGGCCGCGCCUCGGCCCUCACUCUCAAGGCCGGCGAGUGCCCCAUGCUUGGCCCUCAGCUCCGCCGUGGCUACGCCUCCGUCGCUGGCAACCGUGAGGUCGAGGAGAUCCACAAGAAGAAGGACAUUGCCUUUGACGCCGUUGGAACCACUGCCGACAAGUGCCCGCACGCCACCGCUGCGCGUGCGGCUGCGGCGGCGACCCAGCGCGCCGCCGACAAGGCUCAGGUUGCGCCUACGCCUGAGCGCGCCGCCGGCACGUUCAACUACGAGCAGUUCUACCAAGCUGAGCUCGAGAAGAAGCACAAGGACAAAUCGUACCGCUACUUCAACAACAUUAACCGCAUGGCGGCCAAGUUCCCUGUCGCGCACACUGCCGACCCCAAGGUCCAAGUUGACGUGUGGUGCGCCAACGACUACCUCGGAAUGGGCAAGAACCCGGUCGUGCUCGAUACAAUGAAGCGGACGCUCAACAAGUAUGGUGCUGGUGCGGGCGGCACCCGCAACAUUGCGGGCAACGGUGCGCUGCACCUCGCGCUCGAGGACGAGCUCGCAUCGCUCCACCGCAAGCAGGCGGCACUCGUCUUUUCGUCGUGCUACGUCGCCAACGACGCAUGCCUUGCCACCAUUGGCGCCAAGCUCCCUGGCUGUAUCAUCUUCUCCGACUCGCUCAACCACGCCUCGAUGAUCCAGGGCGUGCGCCAUUCGAACGCCAAGAAGGUCAUCUGGAAGCACAACGACAUGGCCGACCUCGAGGCCAAGCUCCAGCAGGUCCCCAAGGACACGCCCAAGAUCAUCGCCUUCGAGUCUGUUUACUCGAUGUGCGGCUCAGUCGCGCCCAUUGAGGCCAUCUGCGACCUCGCCGAGAAGUACGGCGCCAUCACAUUCCUCGACGAGGUCCACGCUGUCGGCAUGUACGGUCCUUCGGGUGCCGGUGUCGCCGAGCACCUCGACUUUGCCGCUCACUACGCUACGCGCGAGUCUAGCAGCCCAGUCCCCCGCUCGGUCCAGGACCGCAUUGACAUCAUCACUGGCACUCUCGGCAAGGCGUACGGCGUUGUCGGCGGCUACAUUGCCGGCUCGUCUGACUUUGUCGACGUUGUGCGCUCGUACGCCCCGGGCUUCAUCUUCACGACCUCGCUCCCGCCAGCCGUGGUCGCGGGCGCCCAAGUCUCUAUUGCCUACCAGAAGGAGACCAUGAGCGACCGCCGCCUGCAGCAGCUCAACACCCGCACGGUCAAGGGCCGCUUCGCUGACCUCGGCAUCCCCGUCGUCCCCAACCCGUCGCACAUUGUGCCCGUCCUCGUUGGCGACGCUGCCCUUGCCAAGCAGGCCUCGGACAUGCUCCUGUCCAAGCACCACAUCUAUGUCCAGAGCAUCAACUACCCGACAGUCCCCGUCGGCGAGGAGCGCCUCCGCAUCACCCCCACGCCCGGCCACACGGCCGAGCAGGUCGAGCACCUUAUCGCUUCGGUUGACAGCGUCUUCAACGAGCUCCACCUCAAGCGCCAGUCUGACUGGGUUGCGGCUGGUGGCCGCGCUGGUGUCGGUGCGCCCAACGCCGUGCCCAUUAAGCCCAUCUGGUCCGACGCCGAGCUCGGCCUCCAGGACGGCACUGCGCCUGUCCAGCUCGCCGAGGGCCGCCAGAGCACUGUCACCGACUCUGCCGUCGAGGUCGCCAACAAGCGCCUCACGCACCUCCUUGACGUCGGCCCGCGUCUCGGCUCCACUGAGGCGUCGGCGUAA
Molecule: messenger RNA, 1845 nt
Organism: Cutaneotrichosporon cavernicola
Lineage: Eukaryota; Fungi; Basidiomycota; Tremellomycetes; Trichosporonales; Trichosporonaceae
Gene: HEM1
Exons: 2
Coding region: 1-1845 (614 amino acids)
Biological process (GO): heme biosynthetic process
Cellular component (GO): mitochondrion
Molecular function (GO): 5-aminolevulinate synthase activity; pyridoxal phosphate binding
Source: RefSeq, a predicted model, not a curated record